This is a messenger RNA of Neoarius graeffei (lesser salmon catfish), 1893 nucleotides long. RefSeq names its product leucine-rich repeat-containing protein 74A. The record is from RefSeq and is a predicted model, not a curated record. Gene Ontology annotation, molecular function: protein binding; calcium ion binding. The coding region runs from base 1 to 1893 and encodes 630 amino acids. The transcript has 14 exons. NCBI's taxonomy places the organism in Eukaryota, Metazoa, Chordata, Actinopteri, Siluriformes, Ariidae.
AUGGAGGAGUCCAUGUUGUCACUGGAUUGUCUUCGCCUGGACGAUAGAGCCAGCACUUAUGAGGCUGAAAUAGAGGAUGAAUGGGAUACAGACUCUGAAGCUGAAGCGCAAAAGAGCAUUGUGAAAGACAUGUCUACAGCUGAGGUGUACCUGCAGGCGUGUAAACUGGUGGGUGUCAUUCCCGUCAGCUACUUUCUGAGAAACCUCGGCUGUGCCACCAUCAACCUCAACCACCAUGGCCUUGGCCCUUUAGGGGGGAAAGCUCUGGCCAUUGCUCUUGUGACUGACACAUGCACAACAACACUAGAACUGGCUGACAAUUUCCUGCUGGCUGAGGGCGCAAGAUAUCUUGUACAGAUGCUGAAGGCCAAUUUCACGAUUCAAAAUUUGGAUCUCUCUGACAAUCAUCUUCAAUCUGCCGGAGCUGAACAUAUCACAAAGAUGCUGUUGGAUAACGUGUCCAUCAAAUCAAUCAAACUUUCUGGAAAUGAAUUCUCCGAGGAUGACGCCAGAUGGUUUGCAGAAGCCUUUACAGUGAACUUCAGAGUAAAAGAGUUAAACCUGAGUCACAAUAAGUUCUAUGGAAGAGCGGGCGAAUACCUCGGCCAAAUGCUAGCUAAUAAUGAGGGUGUGGAGGUCCUUAAUCUGAGUUGGAAUCACCUCCGAAUGAAGGGCGCUGUGGCUUUCUGUGCCGGACUUAAAGUCAACGUGACUCUGAAACACUUGGACGUCUCCUGGAACGGCUUUGGCAACGAAGGAGCGCUGGCUUUGGGUGAAGCGCUCAAAUUCAACAAUACUUUAGUGUACCUGGACCUCAGUAACAACCGCAUCAGUGAUGAAGGUGUAGGAAUGCUUUGCAAAGGCCUCGAGGCCAAUGACACACUUAGAAUACUGAAGCUGGCUUAUAAUUCUCUGACAGUAGAAGGAGCCUUGGCUUUGCUCAGUGUCAUAAGGAGCUCUCUGAAAACAGCCCUCGAGGAGAUCAACAUAUGUAACGUGCUGGUGAAUGAAGUCUUUGUACAGCUGCUAGAGUUGACAUGUCAUGAUCACCCUGCUUUAGAGGUGCACUAUGGGGGAGUUGGAGGAUUUAUUGCCAAAAAGCCUCCAAAGAGGCGUGACCCGAUGAAGGUCAUUCAGGAUUAUCUUGAUCAGCGCAAGCUUCGGCUGUGGGAUUUCUUCCGCAAGAUUGAUAAAGACGGGACGAUGCAUGUUCCUGUGUCAGAAUUUAGAAAGGCUGUGCAGCAAUCUAACAUCCCACUGGAUCGCUUUCAGCUUGAACAACUCAUCCAAAAACUAGACCGGGAAGGAACGGGCGUUGUCGACUAUCGAGGCUUGGCUGACACAAGAAAGCAGAUGAUGCGGGACCACCGGCGACAGCUGCGCAAAGUCGAGUCCCGUCAGAAGAAGGAGAAGCAGAAAAGUGAGCGCAUCCUCAAGACCUUUCAGUCGGCCGUUGAGGCUGUUACCCCACGUACCUCCAUAGUCAUGUCACCAGGAGGAAUUAAAGAGGACUCCAGCGGCCCUCAGCGCUUCUCAGCCACCCCCCUUAGUUCCUGGCACCACAUUGUCAUGUCCAACAGGAGCCGUUACUCCACCACCAACAUGAGUAGUGAGCACGUCCAGCUUCCUAUGAUAAGGAGCGCUGUGUCCUGCAGGCCCCUGAGUUCCCCAGCCAUGCGCUCUUACUCCCAACCUAACCUAAUGGACAAUCGCAGCUCUCUGCCUUCUCUAUCCAAACCUGCUUCAGCCCAGGGCAUGAACUCUAUUUCCAAAUCAACUGAAGUAACCAGUAAACCUAGUCCCACUGACAACAGUCUGACCAGAUCAAGACCUGCAUUAAACACUGAGCAACGCACUUUUGACAUGUUCUCUUGGUUCCUCCCACCUCCCUAA